This is a messenger RNA of Coffea arabica (coffee), 769 nucleotides long. NCBI's taxonomy places the organism in Eukaryota, Viridiplantae, Streptophyta, Magnoliopsida, Gentianales, Rubiaceae. The record is from RefSeq and is a predicted model, not a curated record.
AAAAAUAAAUGAAUGUGUUUUCCAUUUAAUCUCAUGGAUUUGUUGACAAGCAACUGCCACUAACCCACCCUCUAACGUUUGUCAUGUCCAUUAUAUGCAGUAUUUAUGUACCCACCAUAUCUCUGAUGUAGUUCAAGUUGUUAGGAUCUCUUCUCGAUCUAAUUGAAACUACUACCCAUUUUAUCAAGCUUUAAUUUAACUCUGCUCCAUGAAUGCAGGUUUGGUGAUGCUGAUUUGCCAAUUGAUGAUAUUGCUGCAGCUUUUCUUCUGGUCUACUUUGGUGUUUCAACAUUGCUUGAAGCCUCCUCGGGUGAUCGUCAAAAGACUGAAGAAGAACAAAAGGAGGUGCAGUUUUUACUAAUAGAAUGCUAUGAGGCGUCCAUAUAGUCCUUCCAAGAUACAUAUAAAAUCAGCAGAAUUGGCAGUUUCAGAAUUUUCAGGAAAUGGAGCUGGAAUUUUGGCUGUUGCUAGCACCGUCAUUAGCACUUUCCUUCUUGUUUUUGUUGCUGAAUGGGGUGAUAAGUCAUUCUUUUCCACGAUAGCACUUGCAGCAGCCUCUUCACCUCUUGGAGUUGUUGGAGGGGCAUUAGCCGGUCAUGGAGUGGCAACAUUGCUGGCUGUUCUUGGUGGCUCCUUAAUGGGGACUUUCCUAUCGGAGAAGGUUAUAGCCUACAUUGGCGGUACUCUCUUCCUUGUAUUUGCAGUGGUGACAUUGAUUGAGAUAGUGAGUUAGGAAGCAGCCAUUUUUCGCUGCACUGCUGAUUCGUGG